AUGGUUAUACAUGACGAAGGUUUCUGCAAGGAGAGGCUGGAGGACAUUGCAGAAGACGAACAGUGCUCGGAAUGCUAUCUGAAGUCUGUUCAGUUGGAGAUCAAUCAGCCAAUUGGGGGCUCUUCAGUCAGUCCGGACGAAUUUGACGAGCUGAAAGAAUCCUGCAAUAUACCGACGACGUCGUAUCCAGUUGAUCCAACUUUUCCUGGGACUCCUUCAGAGACCGCCGGCGACACCAUCAACUCUAUCGCCAAUGCCCUCUCGGUCGCCACAGACCGGCUGCUGAUGUAUAACGGGCUGCCUUUGACGUGGGACGAACCCUUCACUGCAGGCGAAGAACUGUGCCUCGACCAGGUCUCGCAAUGUUUGAUUCACAAGGUCACAUCCUCAGACAGCUGCUCGUCCCUCCUCGUGCUCGCGGGACCCAGCGUCACCGAUUUAAUGCUGCAAUCAUGGAAUCCCACCAUCGGCCGCUCAUGCGCAAACCUAGAAACUAUAAUAGGAAAAUACAUCUGCAUCGGCCCCCCGGGCCAAACAAGCACGUUUACCCCUGUUAUACCUUCGACUACCGCUUCGCCUACAAUCACAACGCCUCCAGACACGUAUACCUGGGAGCCAGCUCCCGACAGCCUGACAAACACUGUCAACAUAACAACUACCUGGGCCUUCCCCACCGAAACGGUCUCAAUCCCCGUCCAUACAGCGAACUCACUCCCCUCAAAAGAAGACACUCAGGCCAUGAGAGACCGCACAGCGCACUGUCCUUUCAAAGACGAAUAUAACAGCACAAUCUGGAAUGCUGGCCUAGGCGACGAAGAAUAUCACCUGCACUCCUGGGACCUCGAUCCCGAGUGUACAGAGGAAUACUGGGACCCGUACUGCCUCCCAGGCCCCAACGAUCCCAUCCUCCCCAGUCCAACCGAAAUCCCAUCUUCAUGCUAUCCAACAAUUACGAAAAUUAUCCCCGAAGGUUGGGUUGAGCCGCCGGGGCCCACGGAAAGCGGAGUCCCAGAUCAAUGCAAUAAAUGGCAUCUUGUGACAAAUGGCGAGACUUGCGCGGGGAUUGCGGCGAAGUAUGACCUGUCUGUCGAUAAGCUCAGCGAGCUCAACCCGGCGCUUAAUGCGCAGUGUAGUAAUUUGCGAGGGGCCUUUGCAAUAUGUGUGCGGGUUUGGGUGGACACGGUUACGGCUACACCUACACCUACUACCACUACAACUGCGGGACCACCUGGACCAACGGGGACGGGGACGAGCCCGACCUGUACGAAGUGGCAUCUUCUCGAGAAAGGCGAUACGUGCGACUCCAUCAUCGCCAAGUACGGUCUCAUCCUGUCUCGCUUCAGGCAGUUGAACAGGAGCGUGGAUUCGGAGUGCACAACCUUGGUUGUGGGGAAUGCGUACUGCGUAGGACGUGACACAGAACCAGCCCUUGAUAGGCUGAACAGUAGUUUAUUCAAUCCUAUGAUGAUUAAACAUAUCACAUUGCAGGGUCACGCUAGCCUUGCAAUCCAUGUCGUCCCUCGCUCGCGAAGACUAGAACUAGGACUUUCGUCUCACCUCAUCAAGGCUACAACAGCAUGCAAGGCCCCCCAAAUCCUUAGGACUCAGAAUCUAACCAUGCGAGAGCCGGAAUCCCGCCUGAGCUAA
Molecule: messenger RNA, 1647 nt
Organism: Aspergillus nidulans FGSC A4
Lineage: Eukaryota; Fungi; Ascomycota; Eurotiomycetes; Eurotiales; Aspergillaceae
Product: LysM peptidoglycan-binding domain-containing protein
Exons: 4
Coding region: 1-1647 (548 amino acids)
Cellular component (GO): extracellular region
Molecular function (GO): chitin binding
Source: RefSeq, a predicted model, not a curated record